AGAGGAAAGGUGCAUCGAUAUUCUUCUGAUUAUUGCAGUCUUCAUUUUUCAUCAGGGAUAAAGACACAAGCACCAUGGCUGAUAACAAAAGAAUGUCCAUGAGUCGGAAACACUCCUUGAAGAGCUUAAUGCUUGUGGUAGCAAAGAAUUGGUUGGAAGUUGAAGAAAAGGAGAAAGCAGAGGAGAGGGAAAAUUAUAUGGAGGAGCACUGCCCACCUCUAUCCUUGCCCAGCUCCAAAGAGGAAUUAGAGGCACUAUGCAAAGAAUUACAUGAAAAGAUUGAUAUUAUUGAUGAGGAGAGGUACAAUCUUCAUUACAAGGCCAACUUGGUUGUGGAAGAGGUCAAGGACAUGAAUAUAAAAAUUGUAGACCUUAAAGGCAAGUUCAAGAAACCUCCUCUGAAGAAAGUGCGUAUGUCGGCUGAUGCCAUGCUUCAGGCUCUGUUAGGCUCCAAACACAACGUGAACCUUGACCUGAGAGCCAACCUGAAGCAAGUAAAGAAGGAGGUCAAGGAGGAGGAUAAGGAACUGCGUGAUGUUGGUGACUGGCGUAAGAGCAUUGAAGACAAGGCUGGCAUGGGUGGAAGAAAGAAGAUGUUUGAAUCUGAGGCCUGAGUAAACAGAACAGAGCUUAUGGGGAAUUGCCCAUUAGUAACACCAUCUAGUUUCCAAUGAAUAUAAUAAUGAGUUGUUUACUUAAAGCAUAUACUUACUUUUAUCCAUACCCAGUGAUUUUUUUCACCAUGCUUCUUUUUAAAUUUUGUGUUUCUUAAAACAAUACAUAAAUAA
This is a messenger RNA of Trichomycterus rosablanca, 788 nucleotides long. It is a transcript of the gene tnni2a.2, whose product is annotated as troponin I type 2a (skeletal, fast), tandem duplicate 2. Gene Ontology annotation, biological process: cardiac muscle contraction; skeletal muscle contraction. The transcript has 6 exons. The record is from RefSeq and is a predicted model, not a curated record. Gene Ontology annotation, cellular component: troponin complex. Lineage: Eukaryota; Metazoa; Chordata; Actinopteri; Siluriformes; Trichomycteridae. The coding region runs from base 75 to 614 and encodes 179 amino acids.